ACGACGACGUGAGCGAGCGGCGUGAGCGAACAAGAUUCUUAUCAAUUUUACUCGACACCUCAGUUUAAACAAUAUAUUUUCUCCAUAAAAGGGAAACGUACAUACUAGUAAAGAGAAUAACUGUGUCCAAGUGAAAAGUUCGAAGAACGGAGGAGAGCAAAAGUGCAUUGGUCUGCGUCGCUCUUGGGAUCCCGGAGCAACAGCUUCAGCCUUCACCUCCUGAUCUGCGACGGUCAUGAUUCGGUGCCACCAAGUCUCAAGCGCCCCAACUGUGCUCCUCAUCCUCCUCUUAAGCCUUACGAUUGAACCCAACAGCACCAGCCCUGCGACCGAGGACAAAGAGGCGGUCAGCCGUCAGUAUGGACCACCCUCUCCUGAGCUUACACAGACACAGUCCACCCAAGAAAGGGGAAGUCAGCGAGCAGCACAGAAUGAAGAGGAACAGGGGGAUGAACUUUUUAAAGAUGUUGACCCCAAAACCCUGGCAGCGGUUCUCCUAGAGGCCCUCAACAAGCCUCAGGCAGACAUGAUGGCAAACAAAAAUGGAGAAGAGAAGGACAAGGUAGAGGAGGAGAGGGAGACUCAACGGGCUGGCAGGGACAGAGAUGGGCGUCAGGAGCUGGAGCUGGUGAUGGCAGCUGCUGCAGCACAAGGUAGAGAGGAGCGUGAGAGGGAGGAAGAUGAAGAGAGAAAAAGAGCGGAGGAGGAAGAAGAGCGACUCACAGAAAAAGUGACAAGUCGUACCACCAGUCAAACAGUGCGAGUGAAAGAAGUGGAGGCGGACGCAAAAGGAGUGGCGAGCAAGGGGGGCCAGCAGGAGCAAGAGGGAGGCACAGACAGGGAGAAAGAGGAGCAGCUGAGCCCCGAAGAACUGAAGAAUCUGGAGACCGUGCUCGAGGAGUUUCAGAGCUACAGCACAGCCACAAAAAGAGAGCGUGACUCUUCAACCAAUCAGAGGGAGAGUCGAGGCAACUACCUCGACUAUCUGGACCGCAAUGGCCUCGUGAACAAUGAGAUCAAACCCAAAGCCAAGGGCUAUGACUUGUCCGUGUCCAAGAAGAAGCUCAAGUGGCAGCAGGAGCAAGAGGAGAACAAGAAUGGGCCAUUGUACAGGGGAGGGAACUUCAUGGAUGAUUUUAAUGACAACUUUGAGAACCAAGAGGAGGAAAAUGAGGAGGAUGAGGAUGAUGAGGAGAUGUUGAGUCCUGAAGAGGAAGAGGUUAGGGCUAAAGCGGAGCAGGAAGAGGUGCGCCGUCAAGCAGCAGAGGCCCAGAGAGCCAAGGUAGAAGAAGAGAAGUUAGCAGAUAUUGCAUCAGAUAUGCUCCUACAAUACAUGGUCAAGCAAGAUGGGAAGAAGUACAAUAAUGCAGCAGAGGACAAACGCUCAGAAGAAGAGGACACCAAUGAUGAUGAUGAUAUUGACCCACAAACUAUUGACAAGUUGAUUGAGAUCUCAAGUAAACUGCACCUGCCUGCUGACGAUGUGGUAGACAUAAUCAGUGAUGUGGAGAAGAAGAAGAAAAAGGACGCACCUGAAAAUCUGCAGUUCCAGCAUCCUCUUGUACCUCUUCCAGCCCCUGUAGCUCCAUCUACAGCCUUAAGAGCACCAGCUCCCCCAAAACCACCCAAACCUAACACAAACCCCUUCAAAGCAUGGUUCAAAGACAGGGCUUCUGUUAAGCCCAGUAAGCAAGAUUCUUGGAUCAAGCAACAGUGGCCCUUUCGUGCCUACCCCUCCUAUCGUUUCUACCAAAAGCCCUACAGUAGCUACUACCCCAUCUACAUCCCAUCUCCCAAGCCCAAAGCACGUUACUACACCAAGCCAUCCUACUCCCUUAAUGACAUCCUGGGGAAUUCAAUGGACUAUGACUUUGAUUACUCCCUCAAACGUAGGUACCGCCCCUGGGCACAGCCUCGCCAAAGGGCUCCUCCGGCCUUCCGGCGGAACCUCUACUUCCCUAACUAUGUUGUCCCUCAUCCUCGGACUUUCAAAGCCGUGCCAAUGCCCAAGGCCCGAUCACCACUGCGUCGUCGGCCUGCAUUCUAUUACCCACCCCCAGCUUCUGUAGUCACCAGACAGGAUGACUAUUACAGCCAGUUGGAGCAGCCACAGCAUGACAGCGAUGAGGAGUUAGAGAACUUCAUCGAGAAGGUUUUCCUGAAACGCCCUCGCAUGUUUCAGUGAAGGUGUAUAUAAAACUGCAAGAGAUUUGGAGGAAAAGCAGGAGAGCAAGAAAGAGAACAACUGAAAGACUGUUUCGGCCACACUACCAUAUUUUAGUUUACAGAAAUACGUUUGUUCUUUCACAUUCAUUCCCUUUUAGGUUCAUUUGAACAAUUUGCCUGGAGACUGUUGACUGUUGCCAUUUUUCAACACUGUUCAGCUGAACAGUGCUCUCUUGAUUAGAAUGCAACAAGAGAUGACAUCAGGAUUCUUCUUCACAUUCUUUUCACCUCAUCGACGACAGUCCUCCCCUUAACAGACUGAAUAGAGAGUUACGACAUGGGGAAAGGGUGCUUUUGUCUGUUGUGUGGGUACACACAGGGCUCAAAUACCCAACUUAAAUUCCUUCCUAUAUACUCCAAGAAGGCCUUGCAAAAGCAUAGAGAUCAAUGGGACAUCCCUUUGUAAGCCUUACCUUUAUGUUUUGAUAGUUUGUAAUGUUAUGAAACUUUUUUUUUUUUAAAAAACAUAGUCAUUUUCAUUGAGUAUGAAAUAGAAGAACAGCAAAAAAAUUUAAUUGCACCUUUAAAGAAUGCAUGCACCAAGAGCAUGUUUAUUCAACUCCAUUCAAAUUCAAUCAUGCUCAAACAUUAGAAUCAAAGAUCAGUGCCAUAUUGUUGGAAAUGUUUGGGUUUGGUUCAUCCUAUCAAGAAAUGUAUUGAGUCUUAACUGUACCUAAAAGUAUUCUGCUUAAACAUUUAGCGUUUGUGUAUGCUCAUGUAAAAGAACACACUCAGCCCUGUACAUAGUAUGUCUGUAGUGUGACAUUUUUUUCUUUCAAAGUGUUUUUAAUAUAGUUUUCUACACAAAACUGAUAGUUGGUGCAAAGAACGCUCAUACAUUCCAAAUAUUUCUAAGAACAAGCUGUUUCACAGGAGCUGUUUUGAAUACAGUUAUUUAUUGCCUUAUUAAGACACUCUCUUUCCCUUUUGAGAAAAGCAGCAUUUUGUCAUUGAUGGGUUGGCAGGUUUAAUCCUGGUUACAGGGAUUUUGUGGAUAUACAAAUUCAAGAUGAAUCUAGCUAAAAACUAUGGUCAGCAACCAAGACAGUAAAGACAUAUUUAAAUUGCAUAUAGGAUGCAAAGCUACCUUUUUUGAUUUUAUCCUAUAUUUAUUAGCACCACUUUCAAGGUUUUGUUGAUUGGAUUCUACAAGCGUGAUGUCUCUUGGAUAUUUCCUCUUUAUGAACAACUAAAUCUAAACCAAGAGAUUAGAGUCAAUGAAAGUAUUUUUUUCCCCAAAUAGCACUGACAAUCUUUUGAAACAGAACAUAUUGGUUAUGAUCAAUAGAUUUCCUCACACAACAGUUUGAAGUCCAGCCAGAGGCAGAAUCCUAUUUAAGGUCAGACUUCAUGCUAAGAAAAAGUGCAUGAGACCAUCAAUAAUUCAUUCUUCUCACUGAAUCCUGUAACUGGGUAUGGUUGGAACAAAAUGUUGAGACAAAAAACUUUCAGAAAGCUUCUUCUAAGGCUUCUUUUUACUGAAAAUGUUUUGGGGAGAAUAACUAUAACAACAACAGUCCUUCAGUACUCAUAUCUUGCAAAUGUCAACGAGUGGAUCCCAUAGAGCACAGAGCUAUGCUGGCCAGACUGUUUGCUAAAAUUUUGACUCAACCCAAAAGGACAGUGAGGAAAAUGACAAAAAGCUAGAAUGGUGGGGGAGGGGGGGAGUGCUCAACAUUCAAAUUCUUUUAAGCAAAUUUUUUAAAUAUGGGAAGAGAAGAAAGCUGAGGCUCGAAAAAUGAACGAAGAUCAAAGAUCUGACAUAGCAGAGGAGACAAGUGUCUGCACGUUUAUGUGAACUUGCAUCUAAAAUGUGUUGGUUCUUUAAAUACAUUAUGAGCAUUCAAAAAAAAAAGUAUAAAAAAAUACAAAAGAUGAAUGAAUAGCAUAUCAGAGUAACAAAAAAAAUUAAGUCCUAUAUAAGGAAAGUCAGCUGUUUGUCAUUUCUAGAUGUACCUUGUACGUAUCGUAAUAAACAUGCGUUUGCUGGAUGUAAAUAACCGCAUGUUGAUGACUAGUUUUGCUACACAAAGAAAAUGAAAUAAAAUCAACUAUUUUUUAUUA
This is a messenger RNA of Electrophorus electricus (electric eel), 4290 nucleotides long. RefSeq names its product VGF nerve growth factor inducible (gene vgf). Lineage: Eukaryota; Metazoa; Chordata; Actinopteri; Gymnotiformes; Gymnotidae. Gene Ontology annotation, molecular function: neuropeptide hormone activity. The record is from RefSeq and is a predicted model, not a curated record.